CCUCGACAACCGCUCUAGGCUUGAGGAGAGACAUCGGCUGCGGGACACGGCGGAUGGACCGCGAUUGCGUCAUUAACCAUGUGCCGUGUGUGUGAUCUAGUAGAGUGCAGUGUCAUGGUGAUACAACUUGCUAGUGAUAAUGAGAGCGACUCCUAAUUUGAGACCCGAGGCUCGCUAGGAUAUCUCUAUCGCAUAUCCCUUACGCCAUAUCGGGAUCUGUAUUUUUAUUGGAGCGCCAGACUAACGCACCUACGUACUUCUUAUUGAGGCCAGCGAGGGACGCUUCAGAGAUAAGGAGCGAACGAGCUUUUUAAGAAAAUUGAGCUCAUUUCAAAUGCUGAGUUCAUUCUAAGGAAAUUUUGGCCGCAUCAGCGGCGCACCGCUAAUCAGAGAGUGAGAAGAACCGUUCCGUGCACCGAGUCACGGCAUUAGGAGCAACCGCCCGAGUCUUGAUCACCCAGGAGAGUGUACGCGCUUCGGUGCGGACCCCAAACUACGAAAAUUCUCGACUACAUAAUGGACAUGAGCAGCGAAUCGAGUGCGGCGCGCUGGUACGAGCCGCCGAGGAGCCUUGAGCCCGCUUCGGCGGGUGGGGCCGGUGGUGGUGGCGGCGGUAACAACCCCGGGGGCGUCGUCGGCAACCCUGGUGACUACCGGGGUUACUACCCCCACGCUGGGCCGACUCAUCAUCCCGCGGCGGCAGCGCACUACGCGCACAGCAGGAUGUCGGGUAGCGGAAUGGCGGGCGGGCCCAUCGGCCAGGUCUGCCGGCCACACUUUGGGCCGUCCCUCCAUCCCUGGGGUUUCCCGACGACGUCAGCUUCGAGCAACGGUUCAUCCGAGGAGAAGCCCCAGAGUCCUUUGGGUUCAAGUAUGGGCCCAGGUGGCACUGCCAGCAGUCUCGCGAAUCAUGGAGGCGGACACCCCUUUCCAUUUCCUCCGACGCCACCCAAGGAUGCGACACCUGACAGCAUUAGCGCGAGCACAACGUCUAGUACGACCAAUGGUACUGGGGGCGGUGGGGCUGGGACCGCCGGAGGUAACGGCAGCACUGCUAGCGGCAAUGGGGGUGGUCUUGGAUUGGCCGGGGGCGGUGCCGGCAGUGAUUAUCAGGCAGCGGUCGCCCACGCAGCCGUCAUGGGAGCCUUCAUGCAUCAUCAGGACGCUCUUGGCUCCUCGACGGCGUCCUGCGAUGUCAAGCCUUCGGUGAUGCUUGGCCAUCAACAUGGAGCGCCAUCGCCACCCCAUCAACAUGGUGGAAGUGGCGGAGGUGGUGGCGGCGGCGGCGGCGGCGGUGGCGGCGGCGGUCAAGGCCAGGGCGGUCAGGUCAAGCAGCGAGAAGGUAAUGGUCAGCCGUCGGGGGGCAAUGCUGGGGGCGGCGGUCAGCAGCAAACGGCUAGCGGCCAGCAGCAGCAACAACAGCAACAGCAGCAGCAGCAACAGCAGCAGCAACAACAGCAGCAGCAACAACAGCAACAACAGCAGCAGGAUUACCAGAGCAACCAGCAAACACCGAACUCGCCGUGUCGCGACACCGGUUAUCCUGGGGGAAACGCCCACCACGGCUCUCAGUAUGAUCCCGCCGCGACGGCCUACAACAUGUACCAGCACCUUCAGUAUCCCAGCCAUCAUUCCCAUAAUCACCCCCAUAAUGGGCCCGCCUCCCUUUUUUCCUCGGCGGCAAAUCACCAUGCGGCUGCUGCCGCCGCGGCAGCGGCCGCUGGUGCCGUCGUCCCCGGGCUUACGUCGGCAGAUUCGAAAUUGUUAGGCUCGCACGUCACCCAGAAUACACCAAACUCACCUGGUUCCCAACACCAGCAGCAGCAGCAACAAAAGCCCAGGAACAAGUCCAGGACGUCCGCCGAGGGUCGCGAGUGUGUCAACUGUGGCGCGACGUCGACUCCGCUAUGGCGACGAGAUGGAACGGGACACUACCUUUGCAAUGCCUGUGGACUCUACUAUAAGAUGAACGGACAAAAUCGACCGCUCAUCAAGCCCAAACGACGAUUGUCGCUACAAAGUGCAGCCAGACGUGCAGGUACGAGCUGCGCAAACUGUAAAACGGCGACAACAACCCUUUGGAGAAGAAAUCAAGCGGGUGAGCCAGUCUGCAACGCCUGUGGUCUCUACUACAAACUACAUAACGUUAACCGACCGCUGACCAUGAAAAAGGAGGGUAUCCAGACGCGAAAUCGAAAACUCUCGUCUAAGAGUAAAAAGAAAAAAGCGGGUGGAUGCCUAGGUCUGGGCGGUGUAAUGGGUGAUAUGAUCAAAGCUACCGGCCAUUUAGAUCUCGACAAUAAGCCCUUCCAUUCGGGAUUCGGUUCACCAAUGGGCGAAUAUCGUACCUCGCAGCACCACCAUACGAUGCAUCCGGCUAUGCAGCACUACAUGUACCAUACAGGCGUCGGCGUCGGCGUGACCGGAUCACUUCAUCAGGGCUUCGCGCCGCCAGCGCCACCUCCCAUUCAUCCGCACUCGCACUCCCAUUCCCACUCCCAUCACAUGACGAGCCUCCAGGGUCUUCAGCUUGCAGCCACGACGAACGCUAUGACUGGUUGGCGAUCAGAGUAUACAUGAACGGCUAAUCCGGAGCACUAAGCAGACGAAGAAAAGGCAGCAUGGGCUGCGCUAGGAAGCAGCUCAGGAUGAAACCCAUCUCGUGCACCAGGACGCAACAUCUAAGCCAGCUCUUCCUUUUUACUCAUAAACAGAGUUUGCGCAUGCGUAUGCGCGAUCCGGGCUUCUCUCCAGGGUAAAUAAUAACGGGAGUCAUUGCGACAGUUGAGACAAUGAGGUUUCCAUCCAGCAACAGGGUUUAUUUACGUUUUUUUCGAUUACAAGGCCACUAACACACCAGUUCGCCUACGAGGAGUAUCCUUUCUCCUUCGUUGCUUUUUUUUUUAUAAUUAACGCACAUAGCAUAUGUAGCGAAAGCGGAGGAAUUUUAUUCAUUGGCAAAUAAUAUGUAAAUAUGUAAAGUAAUUCCAAGAUAAGAAAGGUAAUGGAGUGAAAAAAAGAAAAACAAAUUAUUUAGGGUCCAUCGAGCCCCGGCCCCAAGUACAAACGAAGUCAGCUUUUAAUUAUAUACUUGUAUCGAGUCUUAUAAUUCUUGUACAUAACAGCACAAUUAUAUCGUAUAUUAUGAUAAUAAUUAUAAUAAAGAAAACAAAACGAGAGAAUACGCGCGUGAAUUAUAUGGUAAAUAAUUCUGUCGAGAGAAAGGGGAAGAGUGAAAGCGUGAGUGCAGUGAGAAAAAUUCAUUUUUCUCGCUUCCGUUUCCCUCGCGCAGUAGCGGACCUCAUUUCGUUCCUUUUUCUUUUUUAAAAUAAGUUUUCCGUGAUGGUUGUUCAUAAUGAAUAAUUUAGAGAGGAGCAAUUGAAGAAAAAAAAAUAAGUGAAUGAGUCUAUAGUACUAAGAGAAGCAUUUGUUUUUGCAGUCAGAUUGAUAAUUAAUUAAAGUGGAUGAAAAAUUUUUUAAAGUGAAUGCUGUUAGUAACA
Messenger RNA from Ceratosolen solmsi marchali, 3500 nucleotides. RefSeq names its product trans-acting T-cell-specific transcription factor GATA-3. The coding region runs from base 517 to 2580 and encodes 687 amino acids. Gene Ontology annotation, molecular function: DNA-binding transcription factor activity, RNA polymerase II-specific; RNA polymerase II cis-regulatory region sequence-specific DNA binding; zinc ion binding. Gene Ontology annotation, cellular component: nucleus. NCBI's taxonomy places the organism in Eukaryota, Metazoa, Arthropoda, Insecta, Hymenoptera, Agaonidae. Gene Ontology annotation, biological process: negative regulation of transcription by RNA polymerase II; cell fate commitment; positive regulation of transcription by RNA polymerase II. The transcript is spliced from 8 exons. The record is from RefSeq and is a predicted model, not a curated record.